GCGCAUUGAGACCCCGACGGACGUACUGUCGCGCGCGACCUCGGCGCAGAAUAUGUCAUCUGCUCACCCGAACGGAGCAGCGCCGACGAACGAUUGGCACAUCUUGUUCUUGACGUCGAGCACGAACGUCCCACCAACAUGUCCGAUCCCCUUCACCGCAGCCUCUACGCGCUCGCCAGCACUCCCAUUACGACCGUCGCGCCCGUGCCUACCGAGAGCCCCCGAGUCGACCCCGAUCGCUCAGCAGGAACUAAACAGGACAAUGUUCAUACAAAAUGUCGACUAUCUGCGAUCGAGAGCUACGCUGAGGAGGGGGGGAGAGAGGGGAACAAGCUCAGCGAUAAUUCCCCGAGCUUAGCAGCGGAGGCACGUGCGGGCUCCCUCGCCCUCAAGGACAAGUACCCAGUUGACAAGCCGCUGGGGUUACGCGCGAACCCCCUCGACGGAGAAGCGGUGCGCAGUGCCGACAUGGCCUUGGCGCAGGUUUUUAACUCGCCCGACGCGCGAAUUUUUGGCGUACUGACGCAAAAUGCGCUGAGGGCGCGACGGUCAGGGAGGGGACAAGGGUGGCGCUUCCGGCACAAGCUGCAGGCGGGGAAGGAGUUGUUCGAGCGCGUGUGGGAGACGGUGAAGAACCAGGUCGAGCUCGUGAUCGACGAGCACCGGAGGGUCUUGCUCGAGAAGGCGCUCAGUGUGAUCGAGCGGAUACCGCCACCCCUCCCGCGGGCGACGGGCCGUCGUAGAAAAUGCUGGAACUGGAAUCUGUGCGACGCGGCGUUUGGCGCGCUCACGCUCAACAUUCGCGAAGGGCGCGUUAGCGCGGAGCUGAAGAGCCAUGGCUUCAACUACGCGUACCGCCGCACGGCGACGACUGCGGCUACCCCCGCCUCUCCCCAUCCCCAGAACGCCGUGACGACGAACGUGUCGAGGCUGGCGCCCAAAAAGGGCCCGACGCCUGCACCGCCUGCAAACGACCGCCAAUUGCCCUCGCACCUCAAGUCCACGGGCCCGACGCCGAACCCUGCAAGCCCGGCGCCCGAUGCUAACAACAAGACCGACGGUGACAGCACAAAACCGGAGGGUAGCACCAGCACGAAGCUGACGACGCCCGCACCGAACGGCAAUGCGGCGGCGACGAGCCCGGCCGAGCGGGAGAAGGCGGAGGGCGCGAGCAAGGCCGAGGGCGCGUCCAAACCUGAAGGGACUAGCACGAGCAAGCCCGACACCGGCGCCUCCAAGCCCGACGCCCCAAAAUCCGACGCAGGCGAGGCGACGCUGUCCGCCGCGUCCCCCAUCCCGGACGACGAGCAGCUCAAGUCGCUGAGCGAGUCGAUGGGCGCGCGGACGCCCAAGUCGGGGCGGCCGCUGCGGAACCCGUGGACGAUCUUCUGGCGGUUGAUGAUCGGCACGAGCGAGGAGGACGUCAGGCAGUUUCUCGGGCCGGCGAGGGGCGGGAUCACGAAGGUCGUCUACCCGCCCACGGCGACGGGGCGCGCGCAACAGAUCAUCUACAUCGAGUUUGGCGACGAGGAGGCGAUGAAGGCGGGGUUGGAGCGGAACGGGGAGCUCAAUGUCGCGGGCGUUGGCGUGGGGGCGGAGCCGGAGACGUGUAGGACGGCGGGGAAGAUGCGGGACGCUGCCGCAUGCGCGCGAUACACGGUGUGUCGCCGACAGGGGCAGGCUCACAUUCGACUGCCGACUUUCAACUACGCCGAUUCGGGGUUCGGGAUCGCGACGCAACACGGCACAUACGACGCGAUGCUAGCACACAUGUGGGAGGGGCAGAUCAUGGCGGGACUCAGCUUCGUCCGCCCUGCCCUCGCUCUUGUCAUUCAAGGUGGCUGA
Molecule: messenger RNA, 1845 nt
Organism: Schizophyllum commune H4-8
Lineage: Eukaryota; Fungi; Basidiomycota; Agaricomycetes; Agaricales; Schizophyllaceae
Exons: 9
Coding region: 139-1845 (568 amino acids)
Source: RefSeq, a predicted model, not a curated record